Messenger RNA from Porites lobata, 4442 nucleotides. The record is from the annotation of a GenBank genome assembly. Lineage: Eukaryota; Metazoa; Cnidaria; Anthozoa; Scleractinia; Poritidae.
GUGGGGUUUUUCCCGUUUCAGUUUCGAAUCGUUCUUUACUUCUAGGAAUGUGGGGUUUUUCCCGUUUCAGUUUCGAAUCGUUCUCGCAGUUCUUCCUUCGUUUGAAGAACGACGCCUCGCAAUUCCUUUGUCAGUAAGCCUUAAAAACUCUCGUUUUGGGGAUCAAAUCCACGAGAAUUUCGCCACUAUAUCAAAAUUUGGCCGUCAGUAUGAAUCAACCGCCUCGCAAAAGUGACUUGGUAUGAUUUAUUUCGUUUGUUUCUUCAGAGACUUAAAACUAUCUAUACCUAAGUUGUAGGUAUUCGAAUGUUUGAAGUCGCCAUUUUUGUCUUUGUUAGUGUUAAUGUGUUCUUAAAAUUGGUACGACCAAAGUCAAAGUGAGAAGAACGCUAUUUUAAAUAAAUGUCUUUUCAAUCCAUUUUUAGAUUUAACUGAGGUGUUCAAGUUCACAAAUCUGCCAAAUCGAAAACAUGGUUCGACUUGAGUCAAAGGAGCGGUUGAACUACUUAAAGUUUAGCAUCAUUGUCGUGGACGAAUUUCCCAAAGCCUUACGUCAAACUUUUAAGGUGAUGUGGGACAAAAAAUUUAGACGGAAUCAGUGGGACGACUCCGAUGCUGUGAGAAAAUUAUUACACAGAAAUGAAUUCGGUAACAAGGGCAUUCCUACACAAAAGUCAUAUGAAGAGUGGGAUUGUACAGCGCUGUUUCAAGCCACACUCUAUGCAAAGUCCUUCCGUUCACCAGACGGUACGGGUAACCUAAAAACACUCGAUGAGCUGUAUGUGAGGCCUCGUGGAGUCCCUCAUGGACAGUUCCAUGGCUCUGUCAUCAGCACAAACGGAGACCCCUAUGAAACAUUCGCGCUCUCUAUCGACCAGCUGAGACGCCUCAGAAAUUCACUUUGUCAUUCUACCAGUACAGAGCUGGAUCAAAACAUGUUUGAUCAGUACGUUAAUCUCGCCAAAGAUGCAUUCGAAGCCCUUUCAGUCAAGACGGACUCAAUUGAUGAGACUCUGCACGCGGAACUUCACACCUUGAGAGCAAGAGUUCUGACAUGCGCAUUUUUUUUUUUGACCCAUUUAUAGAGUUUUGUCUGGUGGUAGGAAAGAAUGCAGCUAAAUAUAACAUCCCAUGAUGCAUCUUAACCGGAUGUGAACCAUCAUAACAAACAAGAUGGCGGACCCCCAACGAGUCUUCACCGUAUAAAAGCAAUCAGAGUAGGAUGUAUACGCUACAAAAGAUCAGAUUGACUCAUUUGCAAUGCAUUCAUGAGUAAAGGACUUCCUGUUCUUCAAUUUUUCGGCAGGUAUGUGCAAGUUUUAGGCUUCAUUCUUGAGAUAACAAAGGCAGCCCGGAUCGCUGAACUUUGAAUUUUAUUCAGUUUAAGAAUGUAUGAAAAUAAGCAAAAUACAUUUUAAAUUCCAUUUGUUGAAAAAUAAAAAAAGAUAGCAAGAAAGAAAGAAAGAAAUAGAUAGAAAAUGACUCACCUUGUGUUUGUGUUGUGUGUUUUACUUUCAGUUCACCUCUAGAGCCAUAAUAUUAAGUUUUACAAUAUGUAGAUUUUGAGUUUAUAAUAGGCCAAGUUAGAAAAAAGGUUCUCGUCCCCACCCGCUUUAUUUUGGGGGCUGCCUCCCAGCGGCUUUUCUAUUAUUUGUUAUUGGAAAAGUUGGACGAACAAAAGUUAUUACUUUCAACACCGUUACCCUAAUAUCAAUAUCUUGACGGUGACAGACUCCAAGUUAUCCCUGGGAGAGGGUUAUAAUUUGUAAAGAAAGAAUACCGAGAAUUGGUAAUAAUAAAGUUAAAAAGUGCCCGCUGCUCUCUUUUUUAAAGAAAUCUGGAAAAGAAACAUUUAUUUUUAUUUUUUACUUGGCCUUCAUUAACAACCUGAUAAAAAGUCUUCCAAAUGGCCCUAGAAUCAAACAGACUGUAAAACACACAACACAAACACAAGGUGAGAGAGCAGCUGUACACAAACUAAAGUAAAGUAUGAGAUUGCAUGUCAUGCGUGACAUCACGAUGCCUCAAACAGUUUGGUUGGUUUCCUGUGUACAAACUUUCUGCCUUGAGCUUAUUGUGUUUGCACCUUUUGACAUACAAGAAAAACAAAACUUAAUUUCUGUCCUGGUGUUGAUUGGCAAGAUGAAUUAAAACCACUCUCUCAGACAGUUGCAAAAGCAACCAGGCUAAGUUUAUUUUGUCAUGUUUUUUUUUGUUAAAGCAAUGGCUCUGACACCAACCAAAUUGAUUGAAAUUAGCUCAUUAGCGUAGUGUUCCAUUCUCGCUGACAUUCAUCAACACACAAGGUAAAUUUCAACAAUGUUGUAAGUCUUUCUCCGCAAGGCCUUCACCCUCUUUUUUGUUUUGCUUCACAAAAGGAACAACAAUUUGACAGUUUGAAAAUGAUAUGGUCUUUGAUUCGGUGCAUCGAAUGUCUUUUCAUAAUUUGGUGUGUUAUGUGAAUUCACCCUCUGAGCGUCAGAUUUCACGUGUAGUUUCAUGUGACUUUUGAUUAACUUUGUUGUAAACAAACCCGCAAAGUUCGGACAUUCGUUUUCUGCCACAUACUGUACUUGUACAAACUACACGCGCUGCUAUUUCAAGUUUGCGCUAGUUUAUAAAAUGUUAUUUCCCUUUCGCUGUUUGAGACUCGAAAAGUUUAAAGUUAAAAAAUGUCUGAGCAGAAGAAUAAGAGCGAUUUUUAGGCCAAGAUCAUGGCAGAAGUUACGGCAGGAAUGAGGAGUGCUUGCAGUGGAAAUUCCCGUCUCAGCAGCUGAAAUGGUUUAAACAUUGGAACUACACCUCGAAAGAGAUAAAAGCGGUGAUGUAGGCAAAUUUCAUGAUACAUACAUAAUUCACAUUUCAAAACUCAUGAUCAGACGUGAUCACACGCUAUUAAUUUCCAAUCCAAUUUUUCGCUACCCUUUGUUGUUUGAAAUUUUCCUUUUCAAUUUGUAUAUUAUGGCAAACAGGGACUCGACACUUUUGAUGAUGGUUAUGUUGAUGGCAUUAACUUACUGAGGUUGAAUCAAGAUGUCUCUAGCAAAAAAAUGCAGGCUUUUGUGAACAUACACUGGAUUCGUAUUUAAUUGUGUAGAGACAAAAGGAGGCAGUGUACUAUACUUCAGCCAUAAGCAUAAGCUUGCUUAUAUUUAAGCGUAUAAAAGGCGGUUGAGACGAAAAUGUAAGCACACUGCUGUAUAAUGAAUUAUAAAAUGUGUCUGCAUCAUUAGUUUCAUUUUCUUCAAGUGUAGAUCCACCUUGCAAAACCAUUCUUUCAACUGAAGAGGAGAUUUGUACGUGCUUGUUGAAACUCCAUGUACCGGCAAAUAUUUUUUCUGUUUUAAUACCACACCCGAGGCGGUUAAAGUCACUCCAGAUCUAAUCCUCUUUGACAUUUUGAACCUUACACUAUUCGAUUUUCAAACAGCGAAAGGGAAGGAAAAUAUAUAAAUUAACCCUAACUUGAAGUAGUGACUCGUAGUUCGUACAUUUACAGUAUGUGAGAGAGAACAGAUGUCCGAACUUUGUGGGUUUGUUUACAACGAUCAUCAAGAGCCACGUGAAACUACACACGAAAUCUGACGCUCAGAAGGUGAAUUCCAAGUUGUUUUGUAACUGCAACCACAAAAUACCUGUAGUGAACACUUUUUACUUUAGUAAGCAUUUUCCUGACUCCUUAAGGAUCCUUAAGAAAAAGUUCACAAUAUGUAAAAGGAAGUUUGAUCAUAAGCAUUGCAAACGUUUGUUAAUUAUGUAAGUUAAAAUUUGUCUGUCAAUAUUUUAUCGUAUCUGUAAGGUCUGUACCCUUGUUUUAGGUAUAAAAUUCUUUUUUAGCUUGUUGAACAUUUAUACUGUUGUGUAAAAAUUUAAUUUAUUGCAAUUUGCUUGUUAAGUGCUGAAUGAUUGUUACUAUUUUAAAAGCUGCACUAUUUCUGUAGUUUCCUGACUAGUAGUUAAGGAACUUUUGAAAGAAAGGUCGCCAGCCCAAUGGUUGUACUUUAUUCAGAUAAUUUGAAUGUAUUGACUUAGCAAUGUUAUUGGAGAAUUAAAAUAUAGUUUACAUAAAAAACUAUCAGACACUUGAGAUACAGUGUAACAUUAAUGUUAUUUACUUUAUUUCAACCGGCAUCUUUAAGUUAAUCAUCUCUGUUUCUGGACUAGUAGAUGACAGAGAAAACUCUUUAGUAAUUAUAAUAAUAAGUAAUAAUUUAUUAAUAUUACUUUUCACUAAUAUCAUUAUAAGUAUCAUAUACAACAAAGUGGCCAUGCAUCAAAUAGGCCAGUUAAGAAGUGCCAAAAUCAAUGUAAAGUUGACCAGAAAAUUCCCAUGACAAUCUUUGUUACAGGGCCCAGUCUUGCACUUCAUUCUGCCCAUUAAUUCUUAAGAUCCUCAAAAUUUUUCCCCAGGCAUUUCCCACUGAAAUGAAACAUCAUACACC